AUGUCCUUCCCAAUCGAAGAUAAAGCUGAGAUCAGUCAUAUCGAAGCUGGAGAUGAUAACCUCAAGCACGAUGCCCAUCACCUAACCUCCGAAGAGAUGAAACAUGGUGAUAGAGCCUUGAAGUACAUCGGUGACGAACGUGUGGAGCUCACUGAAGAAGACAACGUCCGCAUCAGACGAAAGACUGAUAAGAGAAUUUUGACGAUUCUCAUGUGGGUCUACUUCUUGCAAAUCUUCGACAAAACUCUUCUCGGAUAUGCAAACAACUUGGGAAUGUCGACCACCGUUGGUUUGCAUGGUAAUCAAUAUUCCUUGCUUUCAAUGAUCAAUGCCAUUGCCCAGCUCGCCUGGCAACCUUUCAGUUCAUAUUUGCUUGUCAAGAUACCUGCUCGACACUUGAUGACAGGUAUGGUAUUCUGCUGGGGUAUGUCACAAGCCUGCAUGGCUGCCUCAUCAUCCUUCGGUGGAUUGUUAGCAUGCCGAUUCCUCUUAGGUCUCUUCGAAGCCGGUUGCUUGCCCCUAUUCUCCCUUCUCACCGUUCAAUGGUAUCGACGAUCUGAACAACCUGUCCGAGUGGCCGCUUGGUACUCUACCAACGGUAUGGCUACUAUCGUCGCCGCGCUCAUCUCGUUCGGAUUGGGUCACGUCAAUUCACCCCACAUCCACAAUUGGCAAUUAGUGUUUAUCAUUUCCGGUGUCAUCACCGUCUUCACUGCCCCUGUGAUUUGGUUCGUCAUCGAUUCCGAUGUUGCCUCGGCCCGAUUCUUCGACGAGGAAGAAAAAGCCAGAGCUAUCGAAAGACUCCGAGCCAACAACACGGGUACCGGUACCAACGAAUUUAAGUGGGCUCAAGUCCUCGAACUCUUCCUCGAUCCCAAGACAUACCUCUGGUUAGCCUUAACCUUAUGCAUCAACGUCGGAGCAGCUGUUACCACAUACUUCGGUCCUACGUUAAUAGGAUCGUUUGGCUUCUCCAAGAACAUCAGUUCUCUUCUGAACAUGCCCUUCGGGAUGCUUCAAAUCAUCGCGAUUCUAUCUGGAUGCUACGCCGCUACGAAGUUUAAAAUCAAGUCAGCAAUGAUUGCCGCUUUCACGACAAUCGUUAUCAUCGGUUUAGCUCUUCUUUACGUUGAGAAUACUCGGGGUCAUCUCAGAAUCGCUGUAGCACUCGUUGGGUAUUAUCUUCUGGCUUUCCUCUUCGGUUGUAACCCAAUGGUUGUUGCCUGGAUCUCUGGUAACACUGCUGGUCAAACCAAGAAGGCAGCGGUGAUGUCCGUUUUCAACGCAGCGUCUGCUGUCGGUAAUAUCGUUGGUCCAGCUAUCUUCACGGACAAAGACAAGCCUCACUAUAUCCCAGGUCUCAAGACAACUCUCGGUAUCUUCUGCGCCAUGUUGGGUUGUGUAGGUAUCCAAGUUGUCUUGCUAUAUUUCCUAAACAAACAAAGACAGAAUCAACGUGUUGCUCAUGGAAAACCAAGAUUUAUCAAAGACACUUCUAUGGAAGAGAGAUAUCAAGCCUAUGGAACUGAAGAACAUAGUGGCAAUCUGGGUCAAAACGCACUCCUCGAUUUGACCGAUGUCAAGAACGACGAGUUCGUUUACGUUUAUUAA
This is a messenger RNA of Kwoniella shivajii, 1611 nucleotides long. RefSeq lists its product as uncharacterized. The coding region runs from base 1 to 1611 and encodes 536 amino acids. The record is from RefSeq and is a predicted model, not a curated record. NCBI's taxonomy places the organism in Eukaryota, Fungi, Basidiomycota, Tremellomycetes, Tremellales, Cryptococcaceae. Gene Ontology annotation, cellular component: membrane. The transcript is spliced from 6 exons. Gene Ontology annotation, molecular function: transmembrane transporter activity. Gene Ontology annotation, biological process: transmembrane transport.